AUGGACAAGUUCAACCCAUCCUUCAAGACGGAUAAAUUCCAGCUCUUUAAAACAUGGGAGUACAAAGACGCCGUUUUCUAUCGAAUGGCCACACGGACCAGCACUAUCGCAUACAUAGCUUCGUGGUUUUCUGAUGUGAAGGUGACAGUUGUUUUCCUUAAAAUUCAGUUACCGACUUUCACCGAAGCAUAUGAUGCGCUUGAGGCAGCUGGACAGAAAAUUGCCCUCUGGGAGACAAUUUCUGGAUGGGACAUUAUGCAUCUUUGCAGAACACAGCCAGAUAAGGUCCAGAUUGAUGUCAACGAAGUUGGCCACGAAAGGAUAUUCAUGAUUGCCUGGGCACCUCAAAGUGGAGACAAAGCAACACUGGAAGGGAUGCAGGAGUUUAUUAAUGAGAACUACGCUUUACAGCUUGCACAUGACCAUUUUGAAGGCGCUAUCAGGAGAAAAAUCUCAUCAGACUAG
Aspergillus terreus NIH2624 is the source of this 465-nucleotide messenger RNA. RefSeq lists its product as uncharacterized. The record is from RefSeq and is a predicted model, not a curated record. NCBI's taxonomy places the organism in Eukaryota, Fungi, Ascomycota, Eurotiomycetes, Eurotiales, Aspergillaceae. Bases 1 to 465 code for a protein of 154 amino acids. The transcript has 2 exons.